Leptonychotes weddellii (Weddell seal) is the source of this 7958-nucleotide messenger RNA. Lineage: Eukaryota; Metazoa; Chordata; Mammalia; Carnivora; Phocidae. The record is from RefSeq and is a predicted model, not a curated record.
AUGAACACAUUGCUUUGUGCUCCCAUUCAGACCCAGAUGCAACAGAGAGAGAUUUCAGUUACAGAACACAACCAUGAAAGGAAACAUGCAAAUGACCAAACAGUCAUCUUUUCAGAUGAAAACCAGAUGGACCUAACAACAAGUCACACCAUAAUGAUUACCAAAGGCCUUUUAGGUUGUCCUAAAAGUGAAAAGUCCACUAAGAUAGAUACCACAUCAUUUCUGGCUAACUUAAAGCUCCAUACUAAGGAUUCAAGAAUGAAAAAAGAAUUAAAUUUUUCCACGGAUCAAAGCACUUCUUCAGAAAAGAAAAUAAAUUUUAAUGACUUCAUAAAAAGAUUGAAAAUGGGAAAAUCUAAUGCCUCUCUAACAGGACCUGAUAAAGAAAAUUUCGAGAUAUCUAUUCAUCCCAAAGAAUCAAAUAGGGACUCUUUUGUACAUCAAAUGCAUGUAUCUCUUAGGGUAGAUGAAAAUAGUAAUAAUAUGACUAGAAUCUUUAGAGAACAAGAUGAUGGGAUGAAUUUCACCCAGUGUCAUACAGCCAAUAUUCAGACUUUGGUUCCCACAUCCAGUGAGGUCAGCUUAAGGGAAUUUAAAGGUGAUGAUAUUACUAUUUAUGGCAAUGAUUUUAUGGACUUGACAAGUAAUCACACUAUACAGAAUUUACCCUCAUCAGAUAAUUUAUCUAAUAUAGAAAAUCAAACUCAGAAUGUCAUGAUGGAGGUUAUGACAGAUUAUGGAACUAAAGCUCCAGGAAGGAAGACAGUCUUUAAGAAUAAACCAAAUGCUGCUUUUCAAGACCCUUCUUUAAACCCUAAUGGUGAAAUACAUAUUACCAAAAGUUGUAUUACCGGGACAGAAACUCACACAGGCACACAGACUUCUAACCAAGAUGCCAGAACAUUGGCCAUAAUCCCAGAAUCUAUAUGUUCCAGCCCAGCGACUCAAAAUUAUAAGACAUUUUUCUAUUCUAAUAGUAAUGAUGCCAUGGAACUGACCAAGUGUCUCUCAGUUAUGAGAGAAGAGAAGAAUUUGCUGAAGAAUGAUAGUAAUUAUUCUAAAAUGUAUCCCAAUCUAGAUGCCAUCUCUCUUCUCACAGAGAAAACUAUUUAUUCAGGAGAGGAUAGCAUGGACAUUACCAGGAGUCAUACAGUUGCAAUAGAUAAUCAGAUUUUUAAGCAAGAUCAGACAAAUAUACAGAGAGCAGACACACCAAUAUCUGAAAAAGAAAUGAUGCUCCAAAAUCUCAUAACCAUGUCAGAGGAUGGGGAAAUGAAUAUAAAUUGUAGCUUAGUUCCUCAUGUAUCUAAGGGAAGAUUACAGCAGAGCCUGGCAAAUUCUUUAUCUAUUUCAUUGACUGACAAAAAGACUGAAAUCUUCACGGGUGAAGAUAUGGAUUUGACUAAAAGUCACACAACUAACUUACAAAGUCAAGCUCCUCUUGCAUCUUACAAUCUAAUAUUUGAGAAUACCAGUAAAUUUCACUCUCACAGCAAAAGCCCUUCAGAUGAAUGGGAAGAAAUGACCAAAAGUCAUAUUGAACCAUCCCAGCAGCCAAACAUAAUAUCUAAAAACAUUCCAACUGACAUGUGGGGCAAAGAAAAAGAUCAAGUUUUAAAGACUGCACCCUAUCUUGAUAAAGAUUCUCCUCAGUCAGCUGAUAUUAAUCAAGACAUAGCACUGAGCCAUAGUAUAGUAUACUCUGGUGGAAAUCUUAAGAAACAAAUAGCACUGGGAAACAAUAGAAAUACAGUUUCAUGUGAGCCAUCUUUCUUUCCUACCACAGAGUCACUAUUUUCAUUAGAAGGACAGUCUACCAUGAAAAAUCAUAAUACUACUGUUAACAGUUACACAGAGAAACCUGUAUCAGGCCAGAAUUCUGAACUGCCUGAGCCACUGAGGAAAAGUGUAGGCAAUCCCACACCUGGCUGUUCCCAUAACAAAACAAUUAUUUGUUCAGAGGAGGAACAAAAUAUGGAUCUAACCAAGAGUCACACUGUUGUCAUUGGAUUUGGUCCUUCUGAAGUACAAGAAUUGGGUAAAACUAAUUUAGAAAAUUCUAACAGCCAGCUAACAACAGUAGACAGACAGAUAACUGUAAAAGUUGAAAAAUGUAAUAAAAUUCCUACAGAAAAAACUGGAGCAUUUAUUUCUAAUGAUAACAUAGAUGUGUUAGAAGACAAAAGCAUACAAAAACUUGGAUUUCUGAAUGAAAAGCAAGAUGUCAAAAUUUGUGGAAGGAAAAGUGUUGGCAGACAAAAAAUUGAUAAGACUAUUGUAUUUUCAGAAGAUAAUGAGAAUGAUAUGGAUAUCACUAAGAGUUAUACAGUGGAAAUAAAUCAUAAAGCUUUAUUACAUGAACAAGAUUCCCAUUUGGCUGGAAAUUCUAAGACUGUUUUGUAUACAUGUGGGCAAGAUGACAUGGAGGUCACUAAAAGUCACACAACUGCCUUAGACUGUAAAACUGUUUCACCAGAUAAAAUAACCACUAGGCCAAUGGACAAAACUGUAAUGUUUGUAGAUAAUUGCAAUGAACUGGAAAUGACAGAGUCCCAUACUGUUUUCAUUGACUACCAAGCAAAGGAGAGGACUGUGCUUACAGACAGACUUGACUUUGAACUAUACAAAAGGAAAAGCCUAGAAAAGCCAAAACUGACACCUGCUUCUGCUAAGGAGAAUGUUUCCUUUCCAGAGAAUGGUGAAAGUGACCAUUCAGCAAAAGUCAACGAGCUAACACUACUGAGGGGAUGGUCUAACAAUGGUCCUAUAGAGAAAGCUGUAGGAUUUAUAGCUGGUGAUAACAUGGAAGUAUCUAAAUCAACCUUUUGGAAAAAUGAUGAUGUACAAAAACCAGAAUUUCUGAAUGAAACUAUAUCAGGCAAAAGUCAGAGAAGGAAAAGCCUUAGACUCAAAAAUGACAAGACUGCUGCAUUUUCCAAAAAUGAUAAAAAUGAUAUGGAUAUCACCCAGAGCUAUACAGUGGAAAUAAACAAAACUGCCCUGGAAGAUAGAGAGGAUUCCCAUUUGGUGCCUUUGGCAGGAACUUCUAAAACUGUUUUGUAUAUAUAUGGGCAAGAUGACAUGGAGAUGACUAGAAGUCACACAACUGCCUUAGAAUGUAAAACUGUCUCACCAGAUAAAAAAACUACCAGGCCAAUAGACAAAACUCUAAUGUUUGUAGAUAAUCAUGAUGAUCUGGAAGUCACCAAGUCCCAUACUGUUUUCAUUGAUUGUCAAGACACAGAGAAAAGUCUUAAAGAAUGCCCUAAAUCUGGAAUAGCUAAUGGAAAAAUUUGGGGUAUUUCUUUUCAUAAUGAUGGUAGCUCUGUUCAAGAAGUCAUUGAAAAACAAGCACCGGCUGUAGAAAACAAAAUUGUUCUUUACACUAAGCAAAAGCAUCAUGUGAUACCCUCUGUUCCUACUAAUACAUUGUCUAGGGGUCAAAGUGAGUUAGAAGUUAUCAAAUUCAAUAGCACUGUAGAUGAAGAGGUCAUGGGGAAAGUUGUAGACCAGGCCUAUACACUGGAAAAAGCAAAAAUUGUAAGCUGUCAGUUAAAUAGUACAGAUAGAAGAGACAUGGAUUUUACAAAUAGUCAUGCAAUUGCUGUGUGUGGAUCCAGUGAUAAUUAUUCCUGUUUACCAAAUGCUGUUUCCUGUUUUGAUAAUUUGGAGGGGAAUGUCAUGUCCUUAGGUGAUAAAGAUGAGAAAGCCAGUAACUGUCCAGUGCAAAAUGAUCUUAUUUAUGUAAACAAUUUAGCCAAUGAAUAUUACUUGAAAUCUGAGGGACUGCCUCUCUCUGCUUCUUGUUCUUUGUUAGAAAAGGAAAAAGUGACUCAAACCAAUACCAAAGGACAGUCAGACUGUGUUACAACAGUGCUCAAAGAUCAAGAUCUGAUUAAGGAGCCCCAAAAUUUAAUAGCUAAUCAAACUUUAUUAUAUAGUCAAGAUCUGGGGGAGAUAACUAAACCUAAUUCAAAGCAAGUAUCUUUUAAGCUCCCAGAGGAUCAAAUGGAGGGCUUUGUUGAUAAGGCAGAACAUAAUUUAAAGAUGACCUUUGUUGAUGUUUGUGUUACUUCUCAGCCUCAUCUCUCAAGCCAGCUACCUCCAUUACCUCAACAAGGACAGAUAAUUGUGAAUAAAGAUGAGACUAUAUCAUCGAAUGCUGGAAAUAAGAAUUUAAAUAUUGUUAUAGGAAAUCCCUCUGUACCCACAUGUGAAAAUGAGUCCAAAAUGCUCAACAAUGACAAACAGUUUACUAUAGCCUGUACAAAGGAGCCAAGAAAAAAUAUUCAGACAGCUAAAUGUAAUACAGAUUUCCACAGUAAUUCAGACUUGACUAAGCAAGUUAUUCAAACUCGUGCUAAUUCUAGAGAAACAUCAGAUCCUGCAAUUGCAUCUAAUACUGCAAGUUUUAGUAGUGUCAGAUCAAAUCUGAAUAAUUUGAAUGGAAAACCUAAAGAAUUUUUAGAUUUCCAAACUCCUCAUAUACCACCUUCUCCAGAACAAUUAUUUGCAUUAGUAAAUAAGGCACACAAUCAUAUGAGUAUAGUGCAAGCUACAGAAAUACAUAAUAUUAACACAGUGCCCAGCAAUGUUGAAGAUGAUAGAGAUGAAAAAAGUAAAAUUUCUCAUAAUGGAGCUGAAACUAAUUCUGUACCACUCGUGACAGUUGUAAAAGAUAAAAUGAGGAGAUGUUCUUUGGGAAUAUUUUUGCCCAGAUUGCCAAACAAGAGAAAUUGUAGUGUCACUGGUAUUAAUGACCUGAAGCAGAUUCAAGCAGAAACAACUGAUUUAAAUCAUUUAGAAGCUCAACCAGUCUUCAGUAAGGAGUCAAGCAUUGAAUUUGUUGCAGCUAAACUGACCUUAAGUCCAUCUCAAUAUAUAAAUGAGGAAAACCUUCCUGUAUAUCCUGGUGAGAUUAAUUCCUCAGAUUCUAUUACUAUAGAAUCUGAGGAAAAGGCUUUGAUUAAGACAUAUCAAAAAGAGAUUUCACCAUCUGAAAAUAAAAUAAGAGAAACCUACAGUAGCCAAAAAAGGACCUGGGUACAAGAUGAAGAGGAUAUUCAGAAUGAGAAGAAAAUCAGGAAAAGUGAGAUUAGGUUUAGUGAUACUGCACAAGAUCAGGAGAUUUUUGAUCACCAUGCUGACGGGGAUAUAGAUAAAAAUACUAACAGUGUUUUGAUAAAAAGCCUGAGCAGAACACCAUCUAGUUGCAGCAGUUCUCUUGAUUCGAUCAAGGCCGAUGGGACCUCUCUGGACUUCAGCACACAGCACAAUAGUCAAAUGGAACCAUCACAGUUUCUUGGAGACACUAUUUGUGAAGAGAGCUUGAAGGAGAAACUCAAAGAUGGGAAAAUUACAAUAAAGGAGUUCUUUAUACUUCUUCAGGUCCACAUUUUGAUACAGAAACCCCGACAGAGCAAUCUCCCAGCCAAAUUUACUAUAAACACACCACCUACUCCAGAAGACCUGAUGUUAAGUCAGUAUGUUUACCGACCCAAGAUACAGAUUUAUAGAGAAGAUUGUGAGACUCUUCGCCAAAAAAUUGAAGAAUUAAAGCUUUCUGCAUUGAACCAGGAUAAACUGUUGACUGAUGUAAAUAGGAACCUGUGGGAAAAAAUGAGACACUGCUCUGAUGAGGAGCUGAAGGUCUUUGGAAUUUACCUAAACAAAAUAAAAUCACGUUUUACAAAGAUGACUAAAGUCUUCACUCACCAAGGAAAAGUGGCUCUCUACAGCAAACUGGUACAGUCAGCUCAGAAUGAGAGGGAGAAACUUCAGAUAAGGAUAGAUGAGAUGGACAACAUACUUAAGAAGAUUGAGAACUGUCUCACUGAGGUUGAAAUAGUUGGUCUCCUUUUCCUGGACAAGGCUUAUAGGAAGAUUGUUGACCUGAAUUUUCAAUCUCUGUUAGAUGAGGAUAAAGCUCCUCCUUCCUCCCUUUUAGUUCAUAAGCUUAUUUUUCAGUACAUUGAGGAACAGGAAUCCUGGAAGAAGAAAUGUACAACACAGCAUCAAGUACCCAAGAUGCUUCAAGAAAUCUCAAUGGUAGUGAGCCAUUGUAGACUCCUUGGAGAGGAAAUUGAGUUUUUAAAGAGAUGGGGACCAAAUUAUAACCUAAUGAACAUAGAUGUGACUAAUACUGAAUUGAGGCUUUUAUUCUCCAGCUCUACAGCAUUUGCAAAAUUUGAGAUAACUUUGCCUCUCUCAGUCCAUUUUCCAACUGUCCCAUUACCUUUCUCCAUUCAAAAUCACCUUGGAAACAUUGGCCACGAUGAAAUCACUGCAAUUCUAUCUAAAGUACCACUGGAGGACAACUACCUAAAGAAUGUAGUCAAGCAAAUUUACCAAGAUCUGCUUCAGGACUGCCAUUUCUAUAGCUGUAACAACCAAGCACAGUGCACUUCCUAAUGAUACUAUGUCAGAGUAUCCAUUGCUAUUUAAUCUUUGUCUUUAGGUCAUAGAAUGAAGCCUAAUAAAAUUCCUUCUGAUGAUGUUAUAGUUAAUUUGUAUGGUUAGUUUUUAAAUUUCUGCAGUCAGGAACAAUGGACAGCCUCAAAUACCAUAUUAUCAACCUGCUCCUCUUUUUACAAAAGGUUUAAAUAGUAGAACACUUAGGGGGAAAUUUCUUCUAAUUAAAGUUGUGCUCUCUGCUAUAGGGCAAGCCCUGAGAAGUAACAUUAAGUAUAAGAGGAGCUGUCACCUCUGACAAAAACAUUAGCCAUUUCCUCAUAUAUAGAACUAUGAUUUUCAAGUUGCCUGGCUUCUGCCUAGCAGGUAUUUCUGGAAUAGAGAUCUAUCUUUCUACAAACUUUUCAUCCUUCUUUUUCUCCAUUGCAGAAAUAUUAAGAAAAAAACAGUAGCACUCAGCUAUUCAAAUGGUUGCCAUCUUUUCUUGAGGGCCUUGCCUUCUUUUAUUAUAUAAUGUCUAUUAAUGUUUUCUUAAGUAUAAUUUUAUAGAGAAAGUUAAUUCAUUUUGGCCCAGUACAUAUAUGUAAAUAUAUUAAUUUUCUUGUAUGUUUGUGAUGUGUAGGGAGAUAUAUAUAGAAAUACAUAGAGCUGUAUAGAGAGAUACUCUUCUGUCUGGACAGUUUCCAUCUUUCUGAAGGAUGCUUUGCAGCAAGAUUCUCGGUCUCUUUCUAUUAAAUAAUUGUACUUCAAACAAUGUAUCACAUUCAAAACCACCAAUUUUGUCAAGUUCUGGCAGUAGUAAUGGAUUUAAUGUGAGUAUUGGUUUUUGAAGCCACACCCUUCUCAUAAAAAAAAAUAAGCAUAUCCACUGAUGCUGAAUGAUCGGUAUUAUCUGUGAGAUAGAUAAGUAUGAGAAAACUUUUACCCAAACUUUAGUCAAAUCCUAAUCAUGGUAAUUUUUGUUUCUUUUAUAUUUAAUUCUAAACUAAAGUAUAUUGCAUUUUUAAACUAAUUCAUCUAAAAUUUUGCUUUAUACUUUAGGAUCUGGUUAAAGUCCUAUGGGUCUCAUGAAUAUUAUCUUCGCUCUUGAAUUGGCUUUUACUUCUGAGCUAUUGGUGAAAAAGAUGACAUGGUCUUUUAAGCUUUGAAAGUCAACAUAAAAUUCAUUUUUCAUAAAAAUCAGGAUGUAAACGUUCUUUAUUUCUGUGAACUCCUUGAAAAAUUUUUAAAGUCACCAAUAUGGUCUGUUUUCCAUGAAACUUAAAUUAGUUUUCUUACUGGAGUUAUUUCUUUUCUAUAAACCUGAAAAGUAGAGGUUUUGUUUUAUGCAUUUUGGUAACCUGGAAUGGACCAACUCCAAGAAUGAUUUGGCUUGUAAUUAUGAUCUCUGCUUCCUGGGUUUGGCUACAUAAUUGUAAUAUUUAAUUAUUUGCAUUUGUAUUUGUUCAAAGGAUUGGCUAUUUUUAUAAAAUUUUUUGGAAGUUGUUCCUUCACUGAUUAGAAGCAGGUUGGUUUUUGCACUAUUAAAAUAAGUUUAUUAUAUGAAA